AUGAAAGAUUUGUCAAAUACUAUUGUUCCUCGAGUGUGUGAAAUAGUCGAAAACAUAGAGCCAGAGUUCAACGUAAUAAACCAUGGGGAUUGUUGGAUAAAUAACAUGAUGAUCAAAUACGACGAGCAAGGAAACAUUGUAGAUCAUGUUUUCGUAGAUUUUCAGAUGUCCAGGUACGGAACGCCUGCAAUAGAUUUGCAGUAUUUCUUCAACACAAGUGUUUCAGAGAAAGUGUUGAACGAACAUAAAGCGUCACUGAUGGAACACUACCAAGAAGUGCUUUCUACAACUAUGACCGACAUUGGUUGUCGGACUCAUCCUCUCAGUGGCGAAUAUAUAAAUAUUAUGUUAGAAAAAACUGAAUUAAUUGGUGUAAUCACAGCCUGUACAGCACCACCAAAUGUGUUGAUCAAAAAGAGUAAAGCCGAAGGGGUUGAAAAACAAAUGGCUUGUGGUGAUGCUAAUUUUAGUGUUUUCCAUAAUAUAGCUUUCAGACGAAGAAUAAUUCCACGGCUUCAUAACUGGUAUUCUAAUGGAAUAUUGGACUCAAACUGUACUAAUGAUACUGACUAA
Molecule: messenger RNA, 573 nt
Organism: Microplitis mediator
Lineage: Eukaryota; Metazoa; Arthropoda; Insecta; Hymenoptera; Braconidae
Exons: 2
Coding region: 1-573 (190 amino acids)
Source: RefSeq, a predicted model, not a curated record